Molecule: messenger RNA, 120 nt
Organism: Dentiscutata erythropus
Lineage: Eukaryota; Fungi; Glomeromycota; Glomeromycetes; Diversisporales; Gigasporaceae
Source: the annotation of a GenBank genome assembly
AUGAAAUGUACGUCUUCAGAACUUUUUCAAAAUUUUCAUCCAAACGCAUUAGGGAAACCAAUGAGAGAUAUUUUUAGCAAAACAUUCUGUGAUAUCAAUAUUGCACCCUUAGAAUGGUGA